Laccaria bicolor S238N-H82 is the source of this 444-nucleotide messenger RNA. RefSeq lists its product as uncharacterized. The transcript has 4 exons. The record is from RefSeq and is a predicted model, not a curated record. Bases 1 to 444 code for a protein of 147 amino acids. NCBI's taxonomy places the organism in Eukaryota, Fungi, Basidiomycota, Agaricomycetes, Agaricales, Hydnangiaceae.
AUGGCAGAACCAAAGCCAAUCACCGCGCCAGCAACCGCAGCAUCCGGGGGCGACCACCUCUUCUUAUGGUUGGAUGAUGAUCAUCCCCCGCCCGAGGGUGGUCACCACCACCAUCACGAUCCACACGAGCGCGCUAUACUUACCUUCUUCGGAACUUAUACCACACCCGCGCAGAGCGGUGACGAAGGCACGCUCGAGGCUAAAGGAACUCUGACCUUUGAGAGCACGGAGAAAUUCGCCGCAGGAGACCAUGGCAAGUUUAGAGUGUCGAAGAAGAAGGGUUGUGCCGAAUACGACGUUGAAGUUGGUAUCACAUACCUCAAGAAAGACGGUCUGCGCGCAAUUGAUAUGAGCGCUUUGGUGAGUUCUUUCAAAGGCAAGGGAAAUUUACGCGAAGGAGGAGGAAUCGGAGAGUGGAAAUGGAUGACGCGCAACGAGAAGUGA